CAUGCUCCGCGCCGUGCGCCUCUCGUUCAACGCUGCUCUCUGCGACGCGCCGAGUGCGGAGCGAGGAGACGCGCUGCAUACCAACAGAGACGCAUACGGAGCGGCUCGAGGUUUUUUGGCCGGGACGUACAUCCUGCUCUCUGAGAAAAACAUCAUCAAAUCAGAUUAUCGGACGGUGUGAAUGUUUACCUCUCAGUUCUCAUGCGUUUUUAGAGAAAUUCUGCCUGUUCUUCAAGGCACUGAGAGCCAAACUAAGUCUGUCUGGGAUAUUUGGGCUUUCUGCUGUAAUUUUUUUUUCCUGGCAGACAGAGACAUAUAAGAAAAUCUCACUCUCUCUUUUCCUAUCUUUUGCUCUCUGUCUCUCUAUUUCUCUCUGUGUGUCUCCUCUCUCUCUCUCUCUCUCUCUCUCUUUCUCUCUCUCUCUCUGACGGGACUUAUUAAAAAAAAAGUCGGAUGUAGAAGAGUUGGACUAUUUCUGCUGAGAUUCAUCCAGUGGGUCGUUUUCACACACAGAAUUCCCGCAGCGGUUCCAUAAGGAAGGAAUACCGUAACAUUUGAGCAGAAAAUCAAUCAGAACUCCAUCAUGGGCUGCCCUCUUUUGCGGAACACAUUGGCUGGUUUGAUCCUGGUUCUUCUGUCUAAAGGGUCCGAUGUGCUCGGAGCAGAAUUCGGCCACCUGCCGGACAAUAUUACAGUGUUGGAAGGCGAAAGCGUCACUUUGAGAUGUCGGAUCGACGAGGAGGUGACCCACAAAGCUUGGCUGAACCGCUCAAACAUCCUUUUCACGGGGACAGAUAAGUGGUCCCUGGACAAGAGAGUGACGCUGGUCAACACCAGCAACAGGGAGUUCUCCAUCCUCAUCGACAAGGUGCAAGUAACAGACGAGGGACCGUACACCUGCACCUUUCAGGCCAACAACAAACCCCGCAUCACCCACGUCUACCUCAUAGUCCAAGUGCCAGCAAGAAUCGUAAACAUCUCAAAAAGCGUGUCAGUGAAUGAGGGAGAGAAUGUAAACCUUUAUUGUCUGGCAGUCGGCCGGCCAGAGCCCACGGUCACAUGGAAGGACCAGAAAUAUGGACUGGUGAGUGAGGGGGAGUUCUUGGAUAUCACGGAGAUCAAGAGGCAGCAGGCUGAGGACUACGAAUGCAUCACCCACAACGGCGUGGCUCCACCUGACCAGCAGAAGGUCAGAGUCACGGUAAACUACCCUCCGAUGAUCACAGACAUGAAGAACAUGCCUGCAAAUCUAGGGAAGACAGCCAUCUUGAGGUGUGAUGCAAUGGCAGUCCCACCAGCUACAUUUGAGUGGUACAGAGACGAUCACAGGCCAGUAGAGAAUGACAACACCUUACGGAUCAAAAACGAGAAGACGCGCUCGCUGUUGCUGUUUACCAAUGUGACAGAGAAACAUUUUGGCAACUACACUUGCUUCGCCUCAAACCGUCUGGGUUCCUCCAACGCCAGUAUGCUGCUGUUUCGACCAGGAGCCCUCCAGGGGCGAGGAGCUGGUUUACAUGCAGGGAUGAGUGCCAGCCUGUGCGUUUGGGUUUCCCUCUCUGCUGUUCUUCUGGUGAAAGUGUGAAGCCCUGUUUGCUGGAAUCAUCCUCAAACACCAAGGCCCAUUUCUCCCUCUGCUCCCUCUGUCUCACUCUCUCCCCUCUCUCAAAGGAAGGAAAACAGAAAUGAAAUUCUUUAAUUACGAACCCAUCACUGUGAACAAAAAGAAUAUGCAUUAUUUCAGGAGCCAUUGAAUCACUGCAUCAAACACGACUACUCCCUGGAAACCCCCUCCCCUGCACCCCUCCGUCCAGUUAUGAAUUCAACUUAGUCACAAUAUCUCUUUCUUCUGUUUCUCUGUCACGCAUACCUUUUCGCCUUGCAGACUUGUCUGACUUGGUACUUCCCCUCUCCGCCUUUUGCUUUCCCCCCCCAUGACUCCCGCUGAGGUGAAGCUGAUAGAAAGUGUAUAUUAACGAUGACGGCGACAAACGAGAAAAUAGAUAAUCUAACAACUGUACGGUCAUUUAUGUAAUAUAAAACACAGACUAUUGACUGACCUACAAUGUUUGCCUUAUGGAAAUAAUACAUGAAAUCACAAUAUUUUGGUGGGUAUUUAUGGAAAUGAUAGUUAUAAUGUGAUACUGGCUGUCAUGUGAAGUUUCACCCUAUGAUCACACACUUAAACCAAGUGGAGACACAUGUAUGUUUUUUUAUUAUUAUUAUUAUUUUUAUUAUUAUUAUUAUUAUUAUUUUACCAGUGUAGCAGUGAAGCUGCUAUGAAUGAUGUCAAAAUGUAUUAAAAAAGGAUGGGUGGUGAUGGCGCCAGUCCCCUUUAUGUAAUUUGGGGAGGUUUAUACUACGUUUUCGCAUGUAGCCCUCACUACCCAGACCUUUUUAAGUCCCUCUGCCCUCCUCUUUGCCUCCCUGUUUAAAGUGCUUUGUCUAGUUGCCCUUCAUAUUGCUAGUGUUCUCAGCUGUUCGUCGAUCCUACCAACCAUCGUCACCUGCUUUUCAUCCCUCCACUGUAAAUAUACGCAGCCCAGAGGCCAUGCUGGUGACUUCAGGUCGCCUCCAUAAGAUCUUCAGUAAGCCUCUACUACACGCAAGUCUUCUGAAGCAGCAAGAGACUGUCUAUUGACAAUUAAUAUCUUCUGUUUCAAAGCUAUUGCUGCUCCAUCCUCUUUGUCGCUUGUUGAUAGCAUGUACUGGUUAGAGAUGUUCCUGUUGUGAGUCCAUUCGCCCUCGCUCCCUCCCUGCACUGUGUCUGUUUUUUCUCUGCAAGGUUACCUGCUUUUACUGCUUUUACUUUUUUGGUGUUAAUACUACUACUACUACUGAUGAUGAUAAUGACGAUGAUGAUGUUAAUAAGUAUUUGAAUAACUAUGAAUAGUAAUUCCAUGUAAGGAGAGGGAAAAAAAAAUGAACAAAACACGAUGGCAAUGAGUUGUGCGUGGGGAGGGGAAAACGUUUUCUACUUUGCUCGCACACGUCGAACAACUUCAAUGAAGAUAAAAGAAAAAAAAAAAACGGAACAAAAAAAAAAAGUUGUAAAGUUUUUGAAGUGAUGUGGUCUAUUUUGCCAUGGCAAGCUUUUUAAAAUCACAUUUGAAACAGUUCGAGGGGGUCAUUUCGAUCGGGUCCUGAAGCGGUGGCUGGUGAUGUAAUUUAUAAUUUGUAACAGUUUAUGUAUUUGACUCUUUCUGUCAUGCUUUUAACUGCAUCAAACACACAUUUACACCACAUCUGUCCGCUUGUCAUGGUGUGUCCUCUGCCGACCAUCUAGAUAAAUGAUUUGGAUCCAUGUCGGUCUCUGGCUGUGGCUGUAAGUCAGUUCUUGUUCUGCCAGACCACAGGGAGAUAAAGAUGUAAUUAGCCAUUACCUGUGGCUGGCUGAGCGAAGGAGCCCGAGAUCCACCUGUCCUUUCCGCCGCUCAGUUAUGGCCCCCAUAAAUCAAGCUCAAUCCUACCACUGACAGGAAUCCUCUUCAAGGACAAAUCUCACCUUGGUGCACCACUACUCCCUCUGGUGUGUGUACCUGUGACAAAAAAAACCCUGUACAGCACAAACAGCGAGAGGAAAUCCCGUAUUUCGUAAUGCCUGCACCCAUUUCUUGUGUUCAGCUCACACUCAGAGACUAUAUGCAAAUUUGCCAUAGCAAGUGCGCACCAAGGGAUGAGUCUACCCCAGCUGAACCCUGACUACUACAACAUGACAGGGGAAUUACUCAAUACUGAAUCAAAUGUGUGAAUGUGUUUUUUUUGUCUGUUUAUUUUUAUUGUUUCUUUUUCAAAUCAGCAAUAACCCCUAAUUUUACUGUGCAAGAGAUUUCCAUCAUGGUCAAAUCUGUGGUGUAAUAUCUGAAAUGAUCUGCCAUUAACAAGCUCUAUCAAAAGUCUGUUGUUGUACUUUUACUGUGUACUUUCCUCGGAAAUGAUUGUGAAGCUCUGUUUAAAUGGCCCUUAAUCUAGGACACUAUAUGUCGUUUCCUCUGCGAUGUAUUUGGGUGUUGAAGAACACAUAUUGUGCAUGCAACUACUUGCUCCCAAAGCAAUGAUGGAUUCCAUUUCAAGCACAAUAGCAGGUCAUUUGGUCUGUGGAACAUUUAUUGCCAAUAUUUUUAAACUCUUACUGUCUUUUAGAAUACUUUUUUCUUUUUCACACUCACUUACUGUCCUGCGUCAGCUUCCCACUGAGGGUUAUCGGUGGCCCGUAACAUCUGUCUGUACAUAAUCUGUUGUUGAUAAAGAUAAAAAGAAGAUAAAAAAAAAAACUGUGGACAAGAAAACAACAUACUGUCAUGUUUGUCAGCGUGUGUUUGAAAAUAGCAUGUCUGUAUUUGUGAAUGGGUGGAUUUUGAAAAAAAAAAAAGAAAAGAAAAAAACUACCAAAUUUUGUCUGUUAUGUUCGAGUUUAAUGGUGGAAAGUCUGAAAAGAGUAGGGGUUUAAAACUGAAUCUGAGCAUUUCAAUGUUUGACACAUUUCACCAUCAUACACUUUUAUAUGAUAUUAGGUUUUACAAUAUCAUACUUGAAUUACUUUAGAUUUCAUACAUUUUCCAGGGCUCAUUGAUUCAGCUAAAUAUGUAUUGCUAUUCUUCAAGCUGUUUUAGUAGUUUUAUCAUCAUUCAACUGAUUAGAUUGAAUUUAGGAAGGAAGAGUUAUUAGAGGGCGAUAUCUUGCAGGAGUGACAUUUAGCGUCAUGCUAACAGCAUGCUUAUGGGUGUUUUGAUAUAUUUGAGUCCGCUAGUUUGGAUUUUAAACAGAAAAUAAUGAACACUUUAGUUUGUAGAAGCAGAGAAUAUGGGUUCUGUCCAUAUUUUUUCCCUUGCAAAACAAAUGUAAUAUCAGUUCAUUUAAAAAUGCUUCUCUAUAAACCUCCACACAUUUACUACACAUUUACAGAACUCUUAUUUUUUGCACUGAAGAUCAAGGUUUGCAGGCCGUUUCAAUGCUACCUGGGUUUGGUAUCACACCAAGAUCUCCCAGUAAAAAACUUUCUGAAUGCUGUAGUUUAGUAAAACUGGAAUUAAAUCAAGGGAACAACUACAAUCAAAGGCUGUUUUGACAUAUUUCAGCUUGCUAGUUUGGAUUUUUCCAGCCCUCCAUGAAGGUAGUCAUUAUCUUGCAGCAGAGUUCUCUGGAUGGUAUUUCAGCGAAGACUUGGAGAAUCAUGUAGUGCCAACAGCAGGCGCUAACAACUUGUCAGAGCAGUACUGGUUCUAAAGGAACAAUUUAAAUCUCAAACAUUUUAUGACAGCUAAAUGUCAUUCUUUACACCUUUACACUCCUGACAUUUUUAUUUGAUUUAGUUAUUUGCACAAGAUCAUUUGUAAGUUCCCCUCUUAGUCAAAAUGUUUUAAAUGUGUUAAGAGUGCUUCACCUUACAAAGUGGCUAAAGGUAAAGUGAUAAAGUAUCAAAAUCAGUAGUCGAACCACUGUAAGACUUGAUUUUAUACCAGAGUCAUAAAAACUCUGGAAAUAGAGUUGCUUUGCCAGCGGUCCAUGCUAAAUGUCCCAUCCCACGCCCAAAAAUGGAAAGCAUAAAGCUAAUUAAUCUGCUUUGGAUCUUGCCGCUCUUGCUUAUUACUGCCAAGCAAGUGUUGUUUUUUUUUUGUUUUGUUUUUUUUUUACUAUUUCCACAAAAUACUAAUUGCUCAAACUCUCUUCAUCUAAUCCAGUUUCAGAUAAAAUUGAAACUACCACACUCCUUAAACACCUGCUUCACUUGGUUUUGCCACUCCUUCUAUUAGAGAUCCUCGUUUCCUCAUUGCUAACCCCUUAUUUAAUAUUUAUGAUCAACUGCUGAGCAACAGGUUGAUAACGACAGGCCUCUCUGAAGCAUUUUGUCAAUGUAAUUAUAUAUACCCAAGCGCAUAUCUUUGCUCACAGCCGUACAUGAUUCACACUCUUAUUAUGACAUAAAGGCUGCAGAGAGGGUUGUCAAGCUGGUAGAAGAUCCCCGGGGUGUAAAAUUUAAGGGUAGAUGAAGUUCCUGCUGAGGGAGCAACCAGCCGGAUGGUCCCGUGGGAUGAUAUCCUGACAAUGCAAAUCCAAAAGUUCAUAGCUGGAGAGAGAUGCAAUGACACUCACCAGACAGUGAACCCUUCAUUGAGAGAAGGAAGACAGACAGGCACUCAAAUUGCAUUUCCAAACUUGAGCGUUGUGGUCCCCCGCUCCCCUAGGGGAAGGUGUAGCACAUUCUAUUUAUGCUUGCACCAUGUAAUAUGAACAUCAUUAACAUAGCCUUGAUCACAAAUGCAGUCUGGCCUAUUUCCAGUGUGUAAAUAACACUCCAACUGGGGUGCAAUGCGUUUACAGUGAUAUAAACAAGACAAUUCUUCAGCCCCUAAUUACAUUCGGCGUACCCUGAUGAGAAAGUGUUGAUUGGCUCCUGCAGCUGAAGGUUAUGAUGAUCUAUUUCCAGAGUCAUUCUUAAUAAGGUGCCAUGUUGUUUGGAGCUCACAAAACUUCAGCCCGUUUACUGUUUGUGGCAUUGUGGUGCACAUUAACAGCUGCAUUUGUUUCACAAUUGUUUUGUGUAAAUGCUUGGUCAAAGAAUAUUAAAUGAAUAGAUUUAUUGGAUCUUUAUUUAUGUUUAGCAUAUCAUUAACGUUGCAUGAAAGAGGAUUGUAAAAUAUUCAGAGGAGUGCGCUUUUAGAAAAGGAUAGCAUAUUCAAACGCUUAAUGGUGCAAGUAAAAGCACUGUAGUAAAAUAAUAAAUAUAACUGUUGAAAAGUAAAUCUGAUAGUUAGAACAACAUGGAUAUAUCCCGUAAUUCAACACGUGGUAGUGGGCUUACAGCAUAGCCCCUCUUUUCAGCAGGUUUGCUGCUCAAAGCAAAUCCUGGAAUAGACUUUCAAUCCUCAACACAAUAGUUAAUCAAUAUAUUUGACUGAACAGCUUUGAAAUAGAGCAAUAUCUCCCCAGCCUCAGAAACUGGAUUGAUCAAGUGUCCAUAGCCCAGCCUUAGAGCAGAGAGCAUUAUUCAUCAUGCCUGAUACAAGACACCCCUAAUUGCACAUCGAUUUUAGGCCCUUCUCUGAAACUAUUUGGGCAAGCUGUAAUGUCAGCUUGGUAAACUCUGUACUCAGGAGCAUGAGCCAGAUCCAGGGAAAUAAGGAAUUAAUCAUUAGUUUUCCAUUUCAAGUAAAUGCAGUCUUGUAUUUGUAUUGCUUGUUUUGGUACACAGCCUCCCUUAUAACAUUGCAUGUGCAAUUUAAUUCCAGAGCAACUGCAACACAGACUUAAAUUUAGCUAUUAUGUCAAUAUAGGGAUGACAUCCACAAGAAAAAUAAAUUGUGUGUAACAGAUUAGUUUCAUUUGUGAGCUACAGCAUGGUCUCACAGCAACUAGAGGCAGUAUACCAAAAGGAUAUGCUACACCAGAGUGAUAAUUGCAUAUGAAUCAAUAUCAUUAUUCCAAAUCCCCUGCUCAUGUCCUGUACUGCAAAGCACGCCUAAUUCCCAUAUAUUAUCCCAAUCAUCCAUUGUUUACCAGCUAUCCGGAGGCCCAUUCCGCUCUCAUGGGCAAAGUCAGUGUUGCAAGUUUAUUAAGACGCAAUAUAGUUUCAUUACUGCAGCUAACGUGUGCCCCCGUAUGUUGCCUGUUGGGUGUCAAUAAAGCGAGGAAAAGGCUGCGAUGGAUUGAUAGAUGGACAUAUAGGCAGAGAUUCCUCUCUUAACAAAGACUUCGGGCCACAGAGCAGAAGCAUUGGUCUAAUUAACAGCAUGCCACAGUCCACCAGCGGGGCAACAGCAACAUUCAGGCAGGCAAAAGCAGGAAUCUCGCCCACCACGUCUUUCUACUCAUUAAGUCGCCCACCUCGCAUCUCCAACACAGAGAGAGCACCAUUACUUGGCCUCUGUGAAUAACCGUCCUACGCGUUGCAUUUUCCUUGUCAAUCAACCAAUGAGUAAAUAUUGGUUGCAGCGCCAAGGACUGACAGGGAGAAAAAA
Poecilia latipinna (sailfin molly) is the source of this 7958-nucleotide messenger RNA. It is a transcript of the gene iglon5, whose product is annotated as IgLON family member 5. Lineage: Eukaryota; Metazoa; Chordata; Actinopteri; Cyprinodontiformes; Poeciliidae. The transcript is spliced from 8 exons. Bases 584 to 1585 code for a protein of 333 amino acids. The record is from RefSeq and is a predicted model, not a curated record.